Molecule: messenger RNA, 3255 nt
Organism: Guyanagaster necrorhizus
Lineage: Eukaryota; Fungi; Basidiomycota; Agaricomycetes; Agaricales; Physalacriaceae
Exons: 2
Coding region: 43-3144 (1033 amino acids)
Source: RefSeq, a predicted model, not a curated record
UGGCACCCUUUUCGUCGACCGUUGUUUCAGACAACGACGGACAUGUCGUCGUCGCUGUCCAUGGCAAGGAGCGAGCAGCAGCGUUCCCCGUCUCUUCGAUCUAUUGGGAGCAGCUCUAGCAUAGCCAGCGGCGUCAGUCUUUCGCGUCGUCCAAGGACUCGCACUCGUUCUCGAACGGUCACAGGAGGUCAGAGUCCCCACCCGGACGCCACCUCUACUCGGGCCCAGGAUGGUGACAUCCCAUUUCUUACCAACCAAAUGGUGACCGAGCCUCAAUCUGACAUUCUCGGUAGUCCGCACGAUUUUGAUUCUCAACCACCUGUGCGUCCAGCUCGUUCACCGCAUCGGCCCGUUUCUACGGACGUGCAGCUAUCAGAUACGAUUGGCUUGGUCGAAGAAAACCACGAGAACGUUUGUGAUUCAACGGGAUAUUCAGUUGAAGAGUCCCCUGAGACUGCGAUGCCGCGAACGUUGCAGCAGUCUUCAUUACCCUCAGAUGCAGCAUCCACAGCUCCGGCACCUUAUCCCUCGACAUUUGGGAGACCUGGUCCAGAAGCAAGCGUGAAUGCGCGAGACUCAAUGCUAUCUAAUUUUACCCAGCAAACGGGGACCUCUACCUCUCUGUAUCCUCCUUCAACAUCCACUGUGUCGGGAACAGAGUCGCCGCCUUCUCCCCACUCUAUAGUGGAAACGGGCGAGAACGUUGACGUUCCAGUCAUUGACGAUCUCCAAGAGUAUGACGGAGACGAUGUUUCCUACCGGCUGCGCUUGCUAGUCAAAAAUAACUACUUUUUACCACCGGCACAUUCCAAACCUUCUGCUUCCGACUUUGCCUCGGUACCAAGCACACCCAGAAAGCCAACCUCCCCAACAUUCCUAGACCUUUUCCGGGUGGGAAAGUCGAAAUCUAAACCAACUACACCCGUGGGUACGAGCCCGCCACCUGAUAUCUUGAUUCCUGCACUCAGAACAACCUCGGACUCUAUAACUGCUUCCGGCUACUCCCAAUAUGCUCGGCCACAGUCGUCAUCCCAUAAUCCGCGUUCACGACAUCACGGAAGUAGUCCUCAAGGCAGAGUCGUGGUUGUACGUGAGAAGAUGUCAGACCUCGUGGGUGCGGCGAAGCAAGCAGAGCAAGAUAUGAAGGCGCGUGGGGUCAGACGCGACCAGGGAUCACACAGAGGGAAUCAGACAGUCUUCGACGACGUUAUAGAUCCGACGGAUGCUGUAGACCUUCUUCCUCCCUCGUCUAAGUAUCCAUUUGCUGUUCAAGCGUCUGCCCUGCAUGGCUUGGGCGUUCAUGACUCCGUGGGGGCGGCGCUAUUGGCGGAUCGCCUUCCGCCACCAAUGAGCCCUGGAAUGUCUUCGCUUGAUCCAGACGACGAUUGGAGAAAAGCUUUACUCAAAGCGGCUGUCGGUCAUUCUCUGGAUAAUCUAAAUUUGCAUCAAAGUUCACCAACGUCUAUUGCCUCUCCCAUGUCUGGGCCGUCGUCUCCUGCUCCUGUACAUAUGUUGGGCCAACGGAUUAUUUCCAAUCCCAUCAUUCUGGAGACGGAUAUAGACACAUCUUUUUCGAGGCCGAAAUCUUCCCGCAGUCGAACGUCCCGUCGCGGGCGAGAUCAUGAGCUCUCGCCUUCCGAACACCUUCCGAUUUGCAGGCCACCAAGCUCUUUACCUCUCCGGGCUGAAACACCGCUUCCUCUCACACCUCUUGCGCCACCUCCGCGCCGAAUCAUCAAUCCGCUGUAUUCGCUUUCCCAGACUGAUUUGGGUGCCCCACAACAAUCUCGUCCACCACCAAGACCUCCGAUUACACCCUCAGCUGCUCAGGUUGUGCGAAAAAGCAUGUCGUCACCCGUACUACUGGAGUCUUAUGAAUCCGGGGCAGGCAGAAUGUUAGCCAUGACUCCUCCUCCGAUACCAAUGGAGUUGCGAGAAUCAAGGGAAGAGAGGGAAUCCGAUAGAGAAAGUUCUUUCGAGACAAGUAGAGAACAUUUAUUGACAAGCGUGCAUACAGAGUCUCUCUACAGCGAAUACGCGGAACGCGUUAAUCGUUCAUCAACAUCGUUGUCAGACUACUCGCAACCUUCACCAACUGCUUCAGCGUUCCAAGACGCUUUGAACAGCAUCAACAGCCACUCGCGAAGCACCCUGUCCCAAGUGUCUAUCGCUGAGCAACCUGGGAUUCUCAGUCGAGCUAGCACUGUUCGUGUACAUGCUGUCUCACCUCCGCCACCUAGAGUCUCUUCCUCAUUAGCAAAUAUUGCUUUAUCCCCACCUCCCCGUUCCUCGUCCUUACAUCACAGGAUCAUUCCUCCCCGUGACAUCAAAACCACUGAACCGUUGCCUGUAGAAGACACAUCCACCACUGACACACCGAAGGAAAUUCUGGCCCCUUCACCGACGACUCCACCAUUCCCUUCGCCCCCUCCUCAUCCUUCUCCCUUGCCAGAACGUCGGCCUGGGGUUUUACCACUAUCUCUACAUAUUCCUUCAAACAAUAUUGUCCCCGAGAUUCAAUCAGCCCCGCCACCAUCUUCUCUGACAUCUUUUUUCGACUCCAUCCAGUCACAGCCAAAUGCCAUGGACGAUCUUGACUCGUCGGACGAGAGCGAUGACGAGGAUGUUCGAAUGAAUAGCUCAAUCACCCAACAACGGCCACCGGCAUAUGUCACACGUACACGGACGACAUCCACUGGACGAAGUCAUAGUACCCAUAAAACACUUCUGAUGCGGCUCGGCAACCAUUCUACACCCUACAUAUCUCGGCCAUCGCUACCAUUUGGAGCAGUGGAUCCCAGACAGCCUAUUGGCCAUAUUUCCCGGCCAUCGCCUUUCUUCACUGAGAAGAUAUCACGAAAGAGCGGGGAAACUAAUCAUCCAUCGUUAACGUCAUCCUUUGAUUUCUUUCGAUACACGCAGGAACAUCCGGGUCCAUCUUAUGCGGACUCUUCGUCUGGGGUAAAGAGCCUGCAGGGUGCUACUCUGAGUGAGAGUGAGCAUGCGUGGCAGCACAAGCAACGAGAUCAGGAAUCUCUGAGGCGCCUUGAUGGGUUACUCAUACAGCACAUGGAGGCUGAGAAGGACAGAAUUAAACGUAUCGCAUCCAAUGUUCACGCAUCCAAUGGUCAGGUUAAAUCAUGAUGCUCGUAUUAUAUACUUAUUACUCGUCGUUUAUACCUUGCUUGUCCAUUUUAUACCGUUUUUUUAACAAUUCUAUACCCUUGACACAACUUUCAAUACAUGGAUAUGGAC